Molecule: messenger RNA, 2190 nt
Organism: Scylla paramamosain (green mud crab)
Lineage: Eukaryota; Metazoa; Arthropoda; Malacostraca; Decapoda; Portunidae
Product: ionotropic receptor 93a-like
Exons: 11
Coding region: 38-1978 (646 amino acids)
Cellular component (GO): membrane
Molecular function (GO): ligand-gated monoatomic ion channel activity
Source: RefSeq, a predicted model, not a curated record
GAGUUACACGCUACGGCGGUGGUGAAAGCAAGCAAACAUGAUUUUGCUAGUGAAAAAAUUAUUGCUGAUGUGGGUGGUGGUCGGUGCAGUGGUACCAAAUAAUAGCGUUGUGAAGCCAAUCGUCUCUCGCAUUGGUAGCGGCCAUGGUAGUGACUCUGAAAGAGCAGUACCAAAUAUAAUCGAGAACGCGAGCGAAUGGAGUUGUGUGCUUCUGUUCCUCGGUGACCGUUUAGGUUCACAGGAUUUCCCAUUUAAGGAGAUAUGGAAUAUAGGCCAACGGCGGCUCGGAGUAGCGGUAUUUGAAGUGGGGACUGAAGAAAUUAACAUGAACAUGACGCACCGCCUCUCAAGGUUACUACCUUUGGCUCGCCGGGUCCGUCGGUUGGCUUCGUGCACGAUGGUUGUGGCUGUGAGUCACGAUCCCGUCUUCCUUGCCGCCCUUGCCGAGUGGUCUUUGAGUAGCCGAUUAUUGGUGUGGACCACAAAGAUGGUGGUGGUGACACGCUUGACGUUCCUACAGCUCCGUUCUCUUCUGCCUACCCACUGGACCUUCUCCAUGAUGAAUGUGGUCUUCCUAACACUGAAGGACCAAGGACCAAAUAUCAGUGUGUACUGCUACCUUCCAUACGGUGAGCAUGGGGAACGAAUCGUGGAAGUAGCCUCUCCAACCAAAGCAAUCGGUUCCCACCCUGUUGACAUAUUUUCAGCAAAACGCUUCAGCAAAUUUUACGGAGCAGUGUUGAACGUGACGCCCUUGCCCUUCAUGCCGUUUUGGGGAGAAGUGGAGGUUCAAACACCGGAUGGGACCUCUGUCACGAAGUACGAGGGAUCAGAUUACCAGAUGCUAUUGGCCGUCGCUUCUGCGCUUAAUUUUACCUUCCGUGUCCUGCCCAGUAACUCUUGGGCAGAGGCAACGAUACAGGUACAGGAACGUGUAUCGUUCCUCUGUCCUGUCUACCAUAUUAUGAUGUCUGUACGAGCGGAGAAAUACGACUUCACCUAUACAUAUGAAUACGCAUACUUUUCGUUCGCUAUGGCCAAGCCUGAACAGGAGCCGCGAUGGCGGAGUUUGUACUAUCCACUAGCCUACGAGGUGUGGCUGGCUGUGAUGGGCUCGCUACUCUUUGUUCCAGUUACAUAUAUGAUGAUAAUUCGGAUUCAGCAGCUCACUAGGAGAGGCAUCGGGGCGGUGUUCCAGGACAUGACGGGGAUUCUUCUAGGUCAGAAUCUUCCUCACCAGCUUCCAAACUCCUCCGCCAGCAGGGUCAUGGUUGCCGCUUGGUUGGCAUUCGCCCUCAUAUUUGCCACGGCUUACCGGGGCAACCUGACAGCCUAUCUCACCCUUCCCAAGUAUCCUUCUCGCCCUGAAACCCUCCCGCAGCUCGUGGACGUCGUGAAGAGAGUGACCAUUCCUCAGUAUGGUUCAUCAUUCCUUGAUUUCUACAGCCAGUCAGACUCUCCGGUCUUCAAAAAGCUGGCCUCGCUGUUGACUGUGGGUACUUCAGUGAUGCAGGGGCUUCAGGAAGCCAUCGAUAAUAAGCAAGCGCACCUGGGAGGUCGGAGAUAUCUUCAACAAGUGAUUGCAGAAAGUUUCACAAUGGGUGAUGGCAGCACUCGACUCUAUCUGGGAAAAGAAUCUGUUUUCCCGGGUCCUUCUGGGUGGCCUGUCCCUCACGACGCCCCGUACAAGGCAGCACUGGACCGCUGGAUUAUGGCUGCAAUCGAGGCCGGUCUGUACGAGAAGUGGGUGGCAGACACGAUAAUGGAAACGAAGGCAAGAAGUCAACGGAGGCAAAGAGAAAGUAGGAACCAAGAAGAAAAGAUCGAGGUGAUAGAAGAGAGUAGCGGUGCAAGCCCUGAAGCCCUUUCAUUACUACACUUACAGGGAGCCUUCGUAAUCCUUGGGCUGGGUACCCUCCUUGCUGCCGUCAUAAAUGGUUUAGAAUCUCUCCUGGUUCGUCUCAAGAAUCAUCUUUAGCUCAUUGGCCGAGCACCCCACUAAAGCAACCUUACUCGCAGACCAAAUCGUCAGAAAUGUAAAAUGCCAUGUUCGUAUACUUUUUGUUCUCCGUGCUGUAUAAAUUACAAUCGUACUUUCCCAAUGCUCUGGUUUAUUUGUAUAUAAUUUGUCUGCCUAUACUGAAGAUGUGUAAUUCCUUUUAAAUAAAUACUUCUUGCCAGUGUGUUCCA